AUGAAGUGGUUUUGGGUCCUUGGGCUGGUGGCCCUCUCAGAGUGCUUAGUCACUGUGACCGCAGGCGAGUCGCACACUCCCUGUAAAAAGAUGACGACGAUUUCUGCUCCACCUCCUUCCCGGAGCUUCUUUGACAAAGACACACUGGCCUACGUUGGCACCAUCAGCAUUGGAACGCCCCCGCAGGAGUUCAAGGUCAUCUUUGACACCGGCUCAUCUGACCUGUGGGUGCCCUCCGUCUACUGCUCUAGCCCUGCCUGCGCUAAUCACAACGUCUUCAACCCUCUGCGGUCCUCCACCUUCCGGAUCUCGGGCCGGCCCAUCCACCUCCAGUACGGCUCCGGGACGAUGUCAGGAUUUCUGGCCUACGACACCGUUCGGUUCGGGGGCCUCGCUGACGUGGCCCAGGCGUUUGGCCUGAGCCUGAGGGAGCCCGGCAAGUUCAUGGAAUACGCAGUUUUCGACGGCAUCCUGGGCCUGGCCUACCCCAGCCUCAGCCUCAGAGGGACCGUCCCUGUCUUCGACAACCUAUGGAAGCAGGGUCUCAUUUCUCAGGAGCUCUUUGCCUUCUACUUGAGCAAAAAGGACGCGGAGGGCAGUGUGGUGAUGUUCGGCGGUGUGGACCACUCCUACUACAGCGGAGACCUCAACUGGGUGCCGGUGUCCAAACGGCUGUACUGGCAGUUACCCAUGGACAGCAUCUCCAUGAACGGGGAGGUCAUUGCUUGUGAUGGUGGCUGCCAGGCCAUCAUUGAUACAGGAACCUCGCUGCUGAUUGGCCCAUCUCACGUUGUCUUCAACAUCCAGAUGAUCAUCGGCGCCAACCGGUCCUACAGCGGCGAGUACGUAGUUGACUGUGAUGCCGCCAACACCCUGCCCGACAUCGUCUACACCAUCAACGGCAUCGACUACCCGGUGCCAGCCAGUGCCUACAUCCAGGAGGGUCCUCAGGGCACCUGCUACAGCGGCUUUGACGAGAGCGGAGACAGCUUGUUGGUCUCAGACUCCUGGAUCCUGGGCGAUGUCUUCCUGAGGUUGUAUUUCACCGUCUUCGACCGAGAAAACAACAGGAUUGGCCUGGCUCUGGCAGUGUAA
Puma concolor (puma) is the source of this 1095-nucleotide messenger RNA. NCBI's taxonomy places the organism in Eukaryota, Metazoa, Chordata, Mammalia, Carnivora, Felidae. The record is from RefSeq and is a predicted model, not a curated record.